AUGUCCGAAUCAGACACCUCUGAAGUUGAUAUUUCAUUAAAUCAACAAUCUCCAACUCAACUGCCCCAACUUUCACAAGAAACCAAACCUAAAAAGAAAUCAGUUGGAUUUGCUGCUGCCCCAGAAGAGGACCUUAGAGAACAUCACAAAGUUUUAAAACAAAAGGAAGAGAUCAAAUUGAAGUCAUCUCCAUUUCAUAAAAUCCCGGCUGAAUUGGCAUAUUUAGAAAAAAGAAAUUCCAAAAUAGAUCCCAAACCAAUCAUUGAUAAAAAUGCCAAUCAUGCCCCAGCACCCAAUAGUAGAUUCCGAUUAAAAGACUUGCCUGAUUUGAGCAAAUUGAAAUUUUUUGAUGUCAAGAAUAUUUCCGUGCAAAAUAAAGAAACCGAAUUGCAGUUUCAUUAUACUACUAUCGAUUUACCACCAAGAUCCGAUAGUGUCAUUGUUGAUAUCAAAUUUGGAGGAUUGAACUCAUUGGAUUAUGCUAAGAUUAAUCAAUAUGUGUUGAAUCUUAGUAAUGUCAAAGUUGGAAUGGGGUAUGAGUUUUCUGGGGUUAUCACCAACGUUGGUUCCUCUAUGGCCAAGAAUUACUCUGUUGGAGAUUAUGUUUUUGGAUUGAUAGACCCUACAUCAAGACGUGGAUCAUUAUCAACAAGUCAGUUGAUUUAUCCUAACCGAGAUAUAUUGAUAAAAGUUGAUGAAGAAACUUUAAAUAAGCUUCAUGAAGUUGAUAUCAAUGUAAAUACUACUGAAGUUGGGAAGGAUUUUCAAGUUGAAGAAGAGGAUGAAUUCUCAACAACCCCAGACGAGGAUAACAAAGAUGAGGUGACAGCAGCAGAUCACAACAAUUCUGGAUCGCAUAAUACAUUUCCUCCAUUGGCAAAGUUAUGUUCUUUCCCAUUAUUAUACAACCAUUCCAAACAAUUACUUCAACACUUGAAUCCAAAAAAUACUGAGGCAAAUAUUUUGAUCAAUGGUGCUGACACAAACCUUGGAUUAACAUUACUACAAAUCUUGUUGACAGAAUAUCCGAACCUUGAAUAUAUGAAGCUUGUUUUGGUUAUUCGAGAGAAAUCUUUGAAAUUUAUGGAACGUAUUGUUGAUCAAUUUCAAAAAAGAUAUUAUAAUCCUUCUCAAGCCAGAGAUUUUAAAAUUAUAAGUUUUGAUUUAUUUAAUGAUGGAUUGUACUUUGCUGGGGAAAAAAUCCCCGUCAAUUUCAAGAAACCAAAUUUUUUUGCUAGUGAAGUGAUCAAUGCAUUAUUAGUACCUCUUCGUCAUGGUGGCAGUGAAGAACAACAACAAAAAAUUAAUGAAGCAAACAUUAAUGAUUAUAAAUUGGAUAUGAUUGUCGAUUUAAUUGGAUGUAAGAAAUAUUUCCAAACCACUAGUACCAAAAUCAAUGAAAUUGAGAAUAUUAAUUUACCAUUCAAACAGAAUAUAUCCACUUCUCUUGGGAAAUUAUUUAAUGGGAACGUUAAGGAACCUUUGUUGGCACGGAUUUUAAAACCGAAAAAGUAUGGAUCUAGUUUGGUUAGUGCAUGCAAUUUUGAUACCAAGGAGCCAACGUAUGAUAUUGAUCAUUUGGUUAGUUUCCAAGAAGGUAUAUUAAAUCCAUGGUCAAGUUCUUGGACGAGCAGUUUGUUGAACAAUUGGACAAAUUAUAAUUAUCACCAGGAAACAGGAUUGAGUUUCAAACUGCAAUGGUGUCAACAGGCUUUGGAUUUGGUACUUGAUGAUAAGUUGAAGUUCAAAAUUGAUGGAUUGACAGAAUGGAAAAACUUUAAAAAGAAGGAUGUAAGAGUUGACGAUGCUAAGUAUAUUUUGCAAGUUGAAGACUUUUAG
Messenger RNA from Candida dubliniensis CD36, 1839 nucleotides. RefSeq lists its product as uncharacterized. NCBI's taxonomy places the organism in Eukaryota, Fungi, Ascomycota, Pichiomycetes, Serinales, Debaryomycetaceae. The transcript has a single exon. The record is from RefSeq and is a predicted model, not a curated record. The coding region runs from base 1 to 1839 and encodes 612 amino acids.